AUGGGUGGCGGAAACGGUGCCAAGUCGGCUCACAAGCGCGAGAUGAACGCGAAGAACGCCAAGAAGGGCCCCAGCUCGCAGCUCGCCUCGAACGCUGCCGCUCUCACUAUCCAGUGCGACGUCUGCAAGCAGGCUUUCCAGGGCACCUCGAAGCAGCCUCUCCUCCAGCAGCACGUUGACAGCAAGCACUCGAAGCUCGCCUUCACCGCUUGCUUCCCCAAGUUUGUUGCCGCCUAG
Molecule: messenger RNA, 237 nt
Organism: Apiotrichum porosum
Lineage: Eukaryota; Fungi; Basidiomycota; Tremellomycetes; Trichosporonales; Trichosporonaceae
Exons: 4
Coding region: 1-237 (78 amino acids)
Source: RefSeq, a predicted model, not a curated record